UCUGAGUGUUCCAUGAUUGCAUUUAUGUUGGGCGGUAUCGUUAUUAAUUGAAGUUGGUGGGGUGAAUUUGUUAGUUAGCUGUUAAGUGGUGGCCGCAGGUGAGAAGACGAUGGCCGGCAGAGGAUUGUGGCUGCUUGUAGCCGUGGUCUGCGUGGAGUUCACAUCUGCACUCAUUCAGUCACCGCCCAGGAUCGUCAAACAGCCACCCACAGACGAGUUGUUGUUCCAAGUGGCGACACAACAGAACGAAAACGAUAAACCGUUCAUCAUAGAGUGUGAGGCAGAAGGCGAACCUGCACCCAAGUAUCGAUGGAUAAAGAACGGCAAGAACUUUGACUGGCAGGCUUACGACGACAGGAUAUCACAACAACCUGGCAGAGGAACACUGGUCAUCACGUCACCUCGAGAUGAAGACUUGGGUCAAUACCAAUGUUUUGCGUACAACGAGUGGGGGACGGCCACUUCGAACUCAGUGUUUGUGCGUAAAGCCGAGCUGAACUCCUUCAAAGAUGAGGCUCCUCAGACAUUGACUGCAGAGGAGGGGAAUCCCUUCAAGCUGACCUGUCAACCUCCUGACGGAUGGCCUAAGCCCAACGUCUACUGGCUCAUACAGAACUCUGACGGAGGUAUCAAGAGUAUCAACAACUCAAGAAUGACUCUGGACCCAGAGGGUAACCUUUGGUUUUCCAACGUGACAAGACAAGACGCCAGUGAUGACUAUCACUACGCCUGCGCUGCCACUUCUGUGUUUAGGAAUGAGUACAAACUGGGUAACCGAGUGUUGUUGAACGUGGUGGCCACGGGGAUCUCUGCUGCUCAGAAUAGACACGAGCCCGUGCAGCAGUACGUGACCAGGAAGAACGAAGUUGCGUUGAGAGGGAAGAAAGUGGAGAUAUACUGCAUAUUCGGUGGAACGCCAUUACCGCAGACGGUGUGGAGUAAAGAUGGUCGACCGAUACAGUCGUCGGACAGAGUCACGCAGGGCAACUACGGCAAGAGUCUGAUCAUAAAACACGUCAACUUCGAGGACGAGGGGGCGUACACUUGUGAGGUGACCAAUGGAGUGGGAGAGGGCAAGACUUACUCCAUCAACCUACAAGUCAUGGCUGUACCGUAUUUCACGGAAGAACCGGAGAUCAAAAACGAAGCGGAAGACGAGAUGGUGGAGUUCCGCUGUGCUGCGUCAGGAGUGCCGGAACCACAGAUUAAGUGGAUCCACAACGGUCUGCCGAUAGAGCAAUCCCCAACCAACUCUCGGCGCAAGGUGACUCCCAACUCCAUAGUGAUAGAGAAGUUGCAGAAGACAGACACUGGAAACUACGGCUGCAACGCUACCAACAGUCUCGGAUAUGUCUACAAAGAUGUUUAUCUCAACGUGCUCAUGCUAGCACCGGAGAUCACAGAACCACCCCAGGACUUGUCCACUGUGGAUGGCCUCACUAUUACUCUCAAGUGUCGAGUGUUUGGAGCCCCCAAACCGCAGGUCAAGUGGGUUAGGAACUCUCUUGAACUGACCGGAGGACGUUACAACAUCUUGGAGAGUGGCGACCUUGAGAUCAGAGAUGUAAGUUUCUUGGAUGUUGGUCAUUACACAUGUUACGCAUCCAACAAGCUGGGAAGUGCUGAGGCUUCUGGUACACUUACUGUCAAAGAACACACGAGGAUCACGGACGAACCAGAAGACUACGAGGUCCCUGCAGGUUCUACGGCUACGUUCCGUUGUAACGCAGUGUCUGAUCCAUCGUUGCAUCUGAGCAUCGACUGGCUCAACAAUGGAGAACUCAUAGACUUUGACAGCGAGCCCCGAUUUGUCAGGUCUAACGACUACUCCCUCACCAUCACAAAGACAACUGAACUUGACUCUGGCACUUACACUUGUGUGGCAUCCACAGAACUGGAUAAGGCUACUGCUCAGGCCACACUUACAGUACAAGAUGUUCCGAAUGCGCCACGCCUAACCAAGUUGGAUUGUAAGAAGCGUGAGGCUUCAUUGUCGUGGAUCCCAAUGGGAGACAACCGUGCACCCAUCCUGCGUUUCACCAUUCAGUACAACACCACCUUCACACCAGAUGUAUGGGAAGUUGCAUUCGACUCCGUACCUGCCACCGAUCUCACAUACACUGUGGCAAUGAGUCCGUGGGCUAACUACACUUUCCGAGUGUUGGCCAUCAACAAGAUCGGUCCGUCAGCUCCAUCUGGUCACAGUAAGGUGUGUACGACGCAGCCUGACGUACCUUACAAGAACCCCGACAACGUAGAGGGCAAAGGCACCGACCCUAGUAACAUGGUCAUCAGUUGGACACCGAUGCCAGAGAUUGAACACAACGCGCCGAGAUUCCACUACCGAGUAUUCUGGCGCAGAGACAUUCCCGGGGAGCAGUGGACGUCUGAGGACAUCACGGACUGGCGCAAGUCUGAACUGGUGAUCAACAAUCAGCCGACCUUCCAGCCGUACAAGAUCAAGGUGAUCGCCAUCAACGAGAAGGGAGAGAGCAACGUUGCGGCUACGGAGGUGCUCGGCUACUCUGGCGAAGACGUCCCGACGCAGGCACCCAGCAACUUUACCCUGGUGAAAGUGACGUCAUCCACCAGCGCAUUGCUCAGUUGGAACCGUGUGCCUAUUGAGACUGUCCGUGGAGACUUCAAGGGCUACAAGGUCCAGACUUGGACGGAUCGUGAGGGAGAGGCUAGCAUGAGGGAGAUCCAUGUGAAGGGGGACGCAACAAGAGCCUUGGUCAACAGGUUUGUGCCUCACACCAAGAACUACGCCCGGGUGUUGGUCUACAACUCUCGCUACAACGGUCCUCCCAGCGAAACACUCAGCUUUGACACACCCGAAGGAGUGCCAGGCACAGUGCAGUCAUUGGAGGCGGUGCCGAUGGGCUCGUCUGCGCUGUACCUGGUGUGGAAGAAGCCUGAGCAGGAGAAUGGAGUGUUGACUGGCUACAAGGUGUACUACCAAACAGUCAAGGGUACAAGGGUGGGACCAUUGAUGGAGCGUGAGCCGCACAUCACGGACCCUAACGCUACUAGGGCCAAGCUGGCCGGACUAGAGCCGGGCACCAAGUAUAGGAUACACAUUAAGGCAACAACCAAUGCUGGCGAGGGAGAGGACUACUUCAUAGAGCAGCGGACGCGAGGUUCACAGUCAGCACCGCCAGACACACCUAUGUUCCGACUAGAGCAGGAGGCCUAUCAGAACAACAAUGGCUACGGCCAUGUAAAGGUUACCUGGAUGCCUAACUUGGAGGGCAAACCUGGAUCACACUUCUACGUCAAGUACAAGACCAAGGAAGACUCUCAGUGGACGAUAUCUGACAACGAGAUGGACGAAGACUACCUGGUAAUGCGGCCACUCUCCCCAGGUCAGACAUACGAGUUCCAACUAGUGGCUGUGGACGGAGACUACACCAAGGAGAGUGACGUUCAGGAGCUGGAGAUCGUCGAAACUGACGGUGAACUGCCUGCUACAGGCCCAGUGAUCAAGCGCAGGGAAGACGUAGCCACUGCCGGAUGGUUCAUCGGCAUGAUGUUGGCCAUUGCCUUCCUCCUAUUGGUCCUCAUAUUGGUGUGCAUAGUCAAGCGUAACCGGGGAGGCAAGUAUGCGGUGCACGAACGUGAAGCUGCCCACGGACGUCAUGACUACCCGGACGAAACCAGCUUCCCCGAGUACAGCCAACCGUUGGACUCCAAGUCACAUGGGCGAGGCUCUAUGAGUAGUGAUCCCAAGGCUGCGCCGGAGAGUGACACAGAUUCUAUGGCCGAGUAUGGGGAAGGUGACACAGAAGGAAUGAACGAAGAUGGUUCAUUUAUUGGGCUUUACGGCAAACAGAAAAAACAAGGAGAAACAUCGUCUGGUGGAUUCGCAACAUUAGUAUAAAAAGGGCGGUUUACAGAAGACGGGUCUUUCAUCGGCCAGUACGGGCCCGGCAAUCCGAAGAAGAAAGAAGAGCCUCCGUCCACCACAAUGUCUGCCAUCGCAACUUACGUUUAGUCGUCCUAACAUAACCUAACCACGGGGCUGUUGCUUGUGUCGUCUUAUCCUCGGUUGUGACGAAACUGAGUCAAGUUGUGCGAUGAAAGUAUCACUGGUCAACUUUUGAAGUAACUUAAUUCUAAAUUUUUGACACUACUGAUAUUUGUUGUGCUUUUGACGAUACGGAAACUAAAAAUGUUGAUUAGCCUUUGGACUACUGUUUAAUACUUAUGGUGUAAAUACCUGCCUAUAGUAAUCCUCGGUUGCUGUACUAGUUCCAUUCCUUAGGUUGAAACAUCAUCAGACCUACAAGGAGUAUAAAAUAAUCACUUCAUUUGAAGGUUGUCAAUAAAUUUCAAUAAGAAAACAAACACUAGAUAUUUCUUGUAGACCUGAUGAUGGUUCAACCUAAGGACUGGAACUAGUUGCCACUACAGCAACAAAGGAUUACUAUGGAGGCAUUUAAAAAAUUUCAGUAACAUUUUUGGGGAUGAAAACGUACUGUUUGUUUAGCAGUUACUUGUCAGAUUUUGAAAGAUUAACUAUGGACUUGUAAGGUUACAACGACUUGUAGUGUUUAUUAUCAUUUACCAACUUGACUCCGCAAAUAUUUUGUUGUAGGUAUUUAGUUUUAAUAGGUUUUAAACUAGAGUUAAUUAUAAUAUAUUCAAUAAAUUUGCAGCUAUUAUAAUUUAUUGUACAGUUAAUAUGUUUAAAAAAAGUAUUAUUGUUUGUGAAAAGUAUUUAAACUAUUGUCUACUUAUUUGUUAGGUGGUUUUUGAUAUUUGUAAAACGUUGAUGGAGAUGAAAUGCAACACAAGUGAUAGCUCUACAAUGUAGUCGUAGUGUAGGUUGUUCUUUGUUCUUUCAAUAUGCUCAUACGAAUCGGCACAAACCGGUCUUCGGUUGUAUAAAACCGUUUUCAACUGCCUUUUUUACGACACAUCUUCAUUUAAGUGGCACAAUGAUAAUCACAUGCAAUUGUAAUUAGUGUUUGUUUAUAGUUUUGUUAAAGCUGAAGGUGGGACAUGAAAGUAUGUGACGAUUUGUUGAAAUAUACUUUUGAAUUGUUCAAUAGUGUUUUGUAUUGUAGUGACAAGUGGUCAUGUGUACAAGGUCAUGGUAAUGUUAAUACAAGUAUUCAUACAAAUUGUGUUAAUUCGUACAACCCUUUCUAAAAUUGAAGAAAAGUUGAAUUAAAAUUGUUGAAUCUUUAGAUUAGACGACACAUCUUUCAAUCUCCCAUCUUCACUUGUGUUUUUAACUCAUGACAGCGAUGUAUUUACGUCGGACAUAACCCCUCAUUUGUAUCCAUGUUUUGCUCUGUUUUGUGUAAACUACUGUGAUGUUACGAGUGGCAGCUUUUGUCGGGUUGUAAAGUGUAUUCAGUGUUUAGACGGACUUGGGAAACUCAUUCGACCAAUUACGAAAAGGACGAUUUGGUGCUUUCAUGAAAUUUCAAUAACCCCUCAAUGUGAAAUGCCGAAGAACAAUUUUGUGUAACCUGCUUGCCCUCGCUCUGGCUGGUGUGUGCGUGUCUGCGAGUGAAUGUGUUUAAGGAUACGUGAAUACUGCUAUUCGCUUGUUUUGUAUACUUUAGCAACAGUCUUGUUAUAUUUGUUUCCCUUCUCGUGUUAUUCGGGCAUGGUUGUACAAUUUAAUCGUUUUACAAGUCAAAAAAGUUAAAAAAACUUCAAUCUUUACUGUGGGACCAAUUUAUUGGUAGUCCAAAUUAGAUUCUGGGGGAUCAAGUUAGUUUGUGUUGCAAGGAUCGAUAAAGAUAUUUAAUUUAAAAGACUGUAAAAAAUAAGUUGAUCUACUUAGUUUUGUUUGUCCAAUAAUUUUCUUAGUUUAGUUUAAAAUGGUUUGGUUCCUGUAAAUUAGUCCGUGUAUCAUUGUCGAGUGUUCAAAGUGUGUUCUUUUGUCUUUUUUUGUGAUAGUUUGAUAGUUUUAAUCCAGGCAGGCCAGGCCCGUGCCGAGACUUAAGCUUUAAGCGGCUGUUUUGUUGUCACAAAUUGUAUGACCACGCCUCCCUCCCUGUCUGUUAAUACCCCUGUUUGUCUAUAGUAUUACAUCUUUAUUUAUUAUUAUUAGGGUUUAUCGAUAUUUAUAUUUAAAGCUUUUUAUAUGACAUUUAAUGUAUAUUUCCAUGUUGAUCUUAUAGCACAAGUGCCUUAGGUAAGGCAUAGAUGUACGUGUGUGGCUUUUUGUCGUAAAACUGCACAACUUCUGUUUCCUGCACAAUUUGGUUUUGCAUCGCGUUUUAUAAAUUUUAGCGACUACUUUCUAAGAAAGUGUAAAUAGGAUGAGGAUGGUCUGCAUCUGCUUUUUUACUUAACGCUCGUGUAUCGUUUGUGUACAUGACAGAGUAUUUUUUCAAUCGCGUCGUAGUAGACUCGGGGUGUGGCUGACUUAUACAUUCCACAUCAGUGUUUAGUUUAGAUUAUUUGUAUUUUAUUUUUAUCAGAAAUCUAUUUUUUACUGAAUUUUUAGAUUUUUCUUAUGUAAUGUUAGGCGAUUUUUUAUUUGGUUGAUAAAAGUUAUAGGUUUGUUUGUACAUUUCAUAUGGUUUACCAUAGCCAAAGUCAAAAUAAAUAAUCACAAAGAGCUAAA
This is a messenger RNA of Macrosteles quadrilineatus (aster leafhopper), 6589 nucleotides long. RefSeq names its product neuroglian. The coding region runs from base 110 to 3880 and encodes 1256 amino acids. The transcript has 26 exons. The record is from RefSeq and is a predicted model, not a curated record. Gene Ontology annotation, biological process: cell-cell adhesion. Gene Ontology annotation, molecular function: protein binding. NCBI's taxonomy places the organism in Eukaryota, Metazoa, Arthropoda, Insecta, Hemiptera, Cicadellidae.